This is a messenger RNA of Schistocerca nitens (vagrant locust), 1546 nucleotides long. RefSeq lists its product as uncharacterized. Lineage: Eukaryota; Metazoa; Arthropoda; Insecta; Orthoptera; Acrididae. Bases 143 to 1270 code for a protein of 375 amino acids. Gene Ontology annotation, cellular component: fibrillar center; ribonuclease MRP complex; nucleolar ribonuclease P complex. The record is from RefSeq and is a predicted model, not a curated record. Gene Ontology annotation, biological process: tRNA 5'-leader removal. Gene Ontology annotation, molecular function: ribonuclease P RNA binding; ribonuclease P activity. The transcript has 7 exons.
UCUUCAUGAUAGUAGUAUAGCAAGACCUUUGCUUGAAUUAAUUUUGAAGUUUCGAAGCGCGAAUGUCAAAUUGUGUUGACUGCUGUAAAAAGUUGGGUUAUGUUAAGCAUUCAGUUAGCAGUAGACUUUCUCCCGCAUUUCGAUGGAGACUCCAGUUUUAACAAAAAAUCAACAGAAGCGCACUUUAGCAGGAAAGAAGAAACCACGUGAGAAGUGCCUCCGUAAUGUGUUGAUGAAACCCAAGAUAUUUACGAAUUUGGUGGCCGAUGAAGCUGUUGCUGAAAACAUUUUCAAAACCCUGGAAAGCACAAUUAAUGAAAGUGAAGAACAAAUAACAUCUGAUGUCAAAACCAGUAAAUGUGAUAAUCCCAAGAGAAAAACAGAAAAAAACAAAAGGCAAAGAGUGCUCAAAGAGAAAGGACUGAGGAAAUAUUUAUGUCUGGGUGUGAAUGAGGUUGCACGUGCUGUUGAGGGUGGGCACAUUCUAUCUGUGCUACUUGAGAAGGAUGUUGAUCCACAGUUUAUGGUAUCACAUAUAGGAACUUUGUGUGCAGUUCACAAUAUUCCAUGCAUUGUUGUGUCAGGCCUGAGAAAUGGGACAAUCAGAGCAUUUGGAUUUCCAUGCAUAUGUCUUGGAGUGAAGGUUGUCAAUAGCAAUGAGGAAAAUGCAUUUGCAGCUAUGCAUCAGUGUAUCUUAGAGGUCUUCCAUGCCCUUUCUUUCAGUAAGUCACCUACUGAAUUACAGGCUGACUCACCAGUUUCUGUAGAAACAACACAACUAUCGGAAGAAUUAGAAAAUGUUGAAGCUGUAGCAAAACCUGAAGCUGAAAAUAAAAAUGUAGAUGAUGAUAAAUCAUUUACAGCCUUUUAUAGGUACAGAACUAGUACUAAGGAAAGAGUGUUUGUACCACAAGGACGUAAGCAAACAACAGAUGAAUUUAUCUCCAUUGGAUCCACAGAAGAAAAUAUCACUUCUCUGCAAAGUUUGAAAGGAAUUUCAGUAAAUUUUUCAUCCUUGGAUAGAAUGAAUUUGAAAAGGAAGAAUAAAUCGGAGAAUCAGUCAGGAAUCAAUGACUUUGGUGUGGAGUACAGAUUGCAUGAAAUAAAACGGAUACGACCAAAUCCAGAUAAAAAGAAGAAACUGAAAAAAAAUUUGCAGCAAGGUGGAUCAAGUCUCAGCACCAUAGCGCCCUUGACAAACCAGCAGGCAAACCCUCGAAUCUUCACGAGCAGUCUCAUUCAUCUCGUCUCUUCAACUAAACUCUACUGAUGACACAGAGGACACAGUAUCAAAAGAUGAUGGUGAUGUAGCUCUUGAAGAACAUGUACCUCCCACAUAUGUCAAGCACUUAUUUUCAAAUGUUCUUUUUAAAGCAGCCUUGGGAGAGUAUGAACAGCAAACUCCGAGCAUCGAAACAUUGGUUGCAAAACCUAGCUGUGAAAUUGUAUAUGUGGACAAUAAUAAUUGUGACGAAUUUGUUCUAACAGAAACAGAAGAGCUUGAAUUAAUUUAAUUUUAGAAAUAAAUAUUUUAACAGUUUUUUAA